CUCUAGUUUCGAACUAUUGAAUCACUGACACCAUACCCUGUGCUUCCAAACGCGUCUAUCCGUUACUGCAUUUCUAUUCAUACUCUUGAUUGGAUCUUUGAACAAUGGGAGGAGUUACCAUCGCACAUCAGCCCGUGUUCACGAAUGACGAUUCUUUUGCUACUACUUAUCCCUCUCAUAAAGCUCAGUCUUCGGAAACAGCCAUGACCGAGGAGCAGCUCAACGAGUUAUUGUCUACUGGCAAUCCUUGGCCUGUGGAAGAUUUGACAGGUGAAGUCCAAGAAUUAUUGAUGAGGGAGUCUAUGGCUUCGUGGCUUCAGCCUUGGCCUACCGAGAACGAACCAAAUCUCGACGGAUUUGACGCUCAAAUGUACGCUCAAUCUGUACAGUUUGAGGAUCUUUUUGGCCAAGAUGAGCUUAAUUUCGAUGGUGCCGCACCAUCACCUUUUUACGAUGAACUUACAUUUGUCACCGACGAUACCAGUGCUCCUACCUCAUCCGUGGAUUCUUCGCCCCAUGAAAGUCCUCAAUUGCACCCAAUGGGUACGCCUGGCGAACCUUUGUUGAUAAACGAAGCAGUACCAGAGCCUUUGGAGGUUUUAACCGAAAAAACUGUUGAAGAUGUUGAGGCUCCUCAAGACAAACAACUCGACACUUCAGAAGUCGUACCAGUCUCCAACUUGAAACGUCGCAGAAGUUCGAGUAGCUCCUCUUCUUCAUCGGAAAGCAGCGAUUCCUCAGAUGAUGAAUCCGAUUCAGAAGAUGACGAAGAUGUUAUCCCUACCACAGUCGCCAACCUGAGCAAUCGUCGUCGUCUCAGUUACUCUUCGGAUGAAUCAGAGUCAGAUUCUGAAUCAUCCUUUGGUCGUGGCAAUCACUCUUCUUUGGCCGUUCAACCCAAUCAGUACUUAUACAUGCACAAACGAGAGAUCGAAGAAACUUUGCUGGAUAAAAUUACCAACCAAUUGCACGCGGAUCGAUUACCGGGUAUUUUGACUAUUCUGUCAUCCGAAAAUGCAGGCCAGCAAAACGAUGAAGUCGAAAUCGAUCUCUCCUGUCUUGCUCGUGAACAGCUCGUUCGAUUGCUGUCUUAUGUGGAAGCAUGCAUCCGAGAACAACAUGGUGGCGCUGUUGUCGACAUUUCUGACUACAUUGCUCGCGAUGAACCUAAGCGAAAAGGACCUCGAACUCGUCCGGCAAUUCAGAAGCAAUUAGUGGAAGAUGAUGUCUAUGCUGAAUCGACUCACCCAGCACGCCGUCAGCCACGAUCCCGUAAAUCGAGACAGCCCAAGCGAACCAAGUCUCGUGCUGAAUUGACUGAAGAUCUCGAUGUGGAUGAUGAGUCUCAGGAAGCUGGUACAACCAUGUGUAACAGACCUCAUGCUACAAAGCACAAGGAAGGCCCGAUCUCCAUGGCCUCUCUGUCCAAACGAACGGCUGCAAAGAAAUCUCGAGGAACUCGCAAAUCAAAGACCGUGCGUCGGAAACGAGGCAGCCAUGACGAUGCGGAUGACGAUGUGGUAGUCUCUUCGGUCUCUGUCGCGCAAGAUCUCGAAAGCAUUGCUAUUUCAAGACCGAAACGACGAGCCGCACUUCACAAGCGACGAUUAUUAGAAGACAUGCUGUUGCCGUCUGAUAACGAGGACGACAAUGAUGGUGAAGAAGAAGAGGUGCUUGUUCUGUUUAGCGAUGAACAAAUGGAUUUUGCUGUCAUCGACAAUCAGACAAUUGUCCAUCAAUCGGAGCGAGCUGUUGAAGAGAAGCCCUUACCUACAUCGGUGGCCCUGGUAUAUGACGACGGAGUACGGGAAGACUCCGAGAAUGAGGAAGAGAUCGAUAUCAUGAUAUAGACCAAAUCAAUCAUCUCAUUUCUUUUUCCUUUUCUUUUUUGUUUUCCACUCAAAAUCAUCAAGCCAUGUACAUUCAUUUUUGUAGACUUACUUCAUCUUCAUUUUCUUUGCACGCUAGUAUUCUAUUUUUAAAAAAUCUACCCAUCAUCAUCUCGUAUAUCGUGUAUACUACUCCCAUCAGCAAAACAAAAAUAAAAAAAAAAUCUGGCAUUUUUUUCAUCCCAAGACUGCUAUUUUUCGAUCGCCGCAUCAUUC
Radiomyces spectabilis is the source of this 2105-nucleotide messenger RNA. RefSeq lists its product as uncharacterized. The transcript has 4 exons. Lineage: Eukaryota; Fungi; Mucoromycota; Mucoromycetes; Mucorales; Radiomycetaceae. The record is from RefSeq and is a predicted model, not a curated record. Bases 105 to 1850 code for a protein of 581 amino acids.